Molecule: messenger RNA, 447 nt
Organism: Cladophialophora immunda
Lineage: Eukaryota; Fungi; Ascomycota; Eurotiomycetes; Chaetothyriales; Herpotrichiellaceae
Exons: 1
Coding region: 1-447 (148 amino acids)
Biological process (GO): mitotic sister chromatid cohesion
Cellular component (GO): Ctf18 RFC-like complex
Source: RefSeq, a predicted model, not a curated record
AUGCCAGCAGUCGUGCUGCGUCCCGCUGCUCCCUCCCAAGAGACAAAUGGGACAAACCUCAACCCGCUGCCUUCCCUUCUUCAUACCCCUUCAGGACUGGCCAUUGUGGAGAUCCAAGGCACAAUCCACGGACCAUUCCAGAAUCUCGCAACAGAGAAUGCAGACCAGUCCCAAGCUGUGCACUCCAUAGGGCGCCUUGAAUUCCCGCUGUACAAUCCUCAAGACGCCAACGAGGGCAAAUGGAUGAAGAAAGUCUAUAUGUACGUCGGCAGGCAUCAGAGAUUGACCGGUGAAGUCAAAAAGUUGGCGAAACCAUUGGCCGUUCUUCGGAAAAUCGAUGAGAACGAUCACAUGGGCGACGAACAGAGCGGUGAGGCGCUGGAGAUCGUGGAUGUUGUCAAGUUUAAGCUGCUGUUCAGUGCGAGGCCGGAGCCAGUCGGGGAGUGA